CACUGAUAGGUGGCACUGAUUGGCAACACUGAUAGGUGGCACUGACUGGAAUUGAUAGGUGGCACUUACUGGCACUGAUAGGUGACACUGAAAGUUGAUGUGCACUGGUAGGUACUAAUAUGUGGCAUUGAUGAGGCACUGAUGGACACUGGCAGGUGGCAUUGAUGGGCAAUGACAGCUGGCACUGAUGGACACUUACAGGUGGCACUGCUGGGGCUACACUGAUCAUCAGGGCACACUGGUCAUCAGUGCCCUGAUGAUCACUGUCAGCGUGACAGCUCGUGGGGAGAGAAAUGCUGAUAACCGGCAUUUCCCUAUUUACAUGAGAUCA
Molecule: messenger RNA, 331 nt
Organism: Staurois parvus
Lineage: Eukaryota; Metazoa; Chordata; Amphibia; Anura; Ranidae
Source: the annotation of a GenBank genome assembly